Molecule: messenger RNA, 1662 nt
Organism: Maudiozyma saulgeensis
Lineage: Eukaryota; Fungi; Ascomycota; Saccharomycetes; Saccharomycetales; Saccharomycetaceae
Source: the annotation of a GenBank genome assembly
AUGGGUAAACCGAACGGGUCUGUACACAAAGAUGGAUUCCAAUUUAUGGUAGACCAACAGAGUCUCAUGGGUUUUCCAUGGAUUAGCAUGUAUGGAACAGAUCCAAAUGUUCCUACAACUUUCAGUCGAGAAAAUUUUGAGGCUGCUAUGCUUCAUGUUAUUCGUGAACCAAACAUUAAUUCUACAGCAAUCCUAAGAGCAGAUAUCUUAUAUGAAGAUCAUUAUGAACUUGAAGAUGGGAAACCUGCUUUAAAGGAAUCUCAUAGAGAAAAAUUCGAUUUAUCCGAUACUGAUGCAAAAAGAAUAAAUGUGGAUGAAGAUACGCCAAGGGAAACUUUCUUACCACAAGAUUUAAAUCUUUUUGCCAAAUAUUCCAUCGUUAGACGUAUACUACCAAGAAACCCAUAUAAAGAUGCAGUGAUUAAUCAAACUUGUCUUGUAAUGAAUUCCACUGAUCCAGAAUUCAAAGAGACAUCUGCAAUCAUAUAUCAUCCGCAUUUAGAUAGUAGUGAUAUAUGCCCCUUUUAUAUCCCACAUGUCAAACAAGUGGCAAUCCUAUUUCAUAAACAAAGAAUCACAGUCCAUUACAUUCCCUUUGAAGAGGUCAAGAAUAAUGAAGUACCAGAACUACUAAAGGAUGAAUCACAAAGAGUCGUUAGAACUGCAUAUAGAUUAUUACAAACAGCAUAUAAACAUUCGCGAGGUGUUAUGACAGGUUAUGAGAAGAAAGUUAAUCACGAUGUUGUCGUUGAUAAAGUCAAAUUCCAGGAUCAAUACAUUAAUUUAAAGAAGAAAUAUUCUAAAUUUUUAGUUGAGAACUGGGCAGAGUCUACUGAUCCUAAAAAACAUGUCUUCGAAGAUAUCUCCAUUGCUGCAUUCCUAAUUGAACUUUGGAUUAAAAUCUAUGGUCCUGAUUUUAAGAAUAAAAUGCAAUUUAGAGAUCUUGGUUGUGGGAAUGGUGUCCUUGUUUAUAUAUUGGUUAGCGAAGGGAUUAAAGGUUAUGGUAUAGAUGCAAGACAUCGUAAAUCAUGGAGUAUAUUCCCCCAAGAUACCAAAAAUUGUCUUAAGGAACAAGUCAUUAUUCCAUCAAUUUUACUACGUCCACACCCUGAUAUUAAAAAACAAUACCCACAUCUAGAACAUAACGGUAGAUUGUUCCCAAUGAAAGUGGCACAUGAAUAUAUUGCACCAGCUACUAUUGUCUAUUCUAGUGAAGAUUUAUUAAAGUCUCCACAAGUGAAUAUUGCAGAGUUCCCAAGCGAUACUUUCAUAAUCGGUAAUCAUUCAGAUGAACUAACAUGUUGGAUUCCAUUGUUGGGCUAUCCAUUUAUGGUCAUUCCAUGUUGCUCACAUAACUUAUCAGGUAAUAGAACACGUUUCAAUGUCCGUAAAGGUGUAAAUAAUGGCAUCAAUGGUAACAGUUCAUACGCCGGUCUUGUAGAUCAUGUCGAAGAUAUCUCUACAAAAUUAGGUUGGAAGAUCGAGAAAGAGAUGUUAAGAAUUCCAAGUACUAGAAACGCUGCUGUUAUUAGUUAUGAAAACCAAGAUAUGGGGAAAUUCCCAACAGCAUCUGCAUAUGAUGUCCUCUUAGCGGAAGGUGGUGCCGAUAAUUGGAUCCAAAACACGAUGACCCUAAUGAAGGGCCAUCCAAGAUCUCAUUAG